Molecule: messenger RNA, 1935 nt
Organism: Amblyraja radiata (thorny skate)
Lineage: Eukaryota; Metazoa; Chordata; Chondrichthyes; Rajiformes; Rajidae
Product: vegetative cell wall protein gp1-like
Exons: 2
Coding region: 1-1935 (644 amino acids)
Source: RefSeq, a predicted model, not a curated record
AUGCCAUCUUCAUGCUUCUUCAAACUCUGGGCCAAGCAGGCAGGAGAUGUGUCCCCCGGUGCCGUGUCCCCCGGUGCCGUGUCCCCCGGUGCCGUGUCCCCCGGUGCCGUGUCCCCCGGUGCCGUGUCCCCCGGUGCCGUGUCCCCCGGUGCCGUGUCCCCCGGUGCCGCGUCCCCCGGUGCCGCGUCCCCCGGUGCCGCGUCCCCCGGUGCCGCGUCCCCCGGUGCCGCGUCCCCCGGUGCCGCGUCCCCCGGUGCCGCGUCCCCCGGUGCCGCGUCCCCCAGUGCCGAGUCCCAGUGCCGCGUCCCCCAGUGCCGCGUCCCCCAGUGCCGUGUCCCCCAGUGCCGCGUCCCCCAGUGCCGCGUCCCCCAGUGCCGCGUCCCCCAGUGCCGCGUCCCCCAGUGCCGCGUCCCCCAGUGCCGCGUCCCCCAGUGCCGCGUCCCCCAGUGCCGUGUCCCCCAGUGCCGUGUCCCCCAGUGCCGCGUCCCCCAGUGCCGCGUCCCCCAGUGCCGUGUCCCCCAGUGCCGUGUCCCCCAGUGCCGUGUCCCCCCGUGCCGCGUCCCCCAGUGCCGCGUCCCCCAGUGCCGCGUCCCCCAGUGCCGCGUCCCCCAGUGCCGUGUCCCCCAGUGCCGUGUCCCCCAGUGCCGUGACCCCCAGUGCCGUGUCCCAGUGCCGCGUCCCCCAGUGCCGUGUCGCAAUGCCGUGUCCCCCAGUGCCGUGUCCCCCAGUGCCGCGUCCCCCAGUGCCGCGUCCCCCAGUGCCGUGUCCCCCAGUGCCGCGUCCCCCAGUGCCGUGUCGCAGUGCCGUGUCCCCCAGUGCCGUGUCGCAGUGUCGUGUCCCCCAGUGCCGUGUCGUAGUGCCGUGUCCCCCAGUGCCGUGUCCCCCAGUGCCGUGACCCCCAGUGCCGUGUCCCCCAUGCCGUGUCCCAGUGCCGUGUCCCCCAGUGCCGUGUCCCCCAGUGCCGUGUCCCCCAGUGCCGCGUCCCCCAGUGCCGCGUCCCCCAGUGCCGUGUCCCAGUGCCGCGUCCCCCAGUGCCGUGUCCCCCAGUGCCGUGUCCCCCAGUGCCGUGUCCCCCAGUGCCGUGUCCCCCAGUGCCGUGUCCCCCAGUGCCGUGUCCCCCAGUGCCGUGUCCCCCAGUACCGUGUCCCCCAGUGCCGUGUCCCCCAGUGCCGCGUCCCCCAGUGCCGUGUCCCCCAGUGCCGUGUCCCAGUGCCGCGUCCCCCAGUGCCGUGUCGCAGUGCCGUGUCCCCCAGUGCCGUGUCCCCCAGUGCCGCGUCCCCCAGUGCCGCGUCCCCCAGUGCCGUGUCCCCCAGUGCCGUGUCCCCCAGUGCCGCGUCCCCCAGUGCCGUGUCGCAGUGCCGUGUCCCCCAGUGCCGUGUCGCAGUGCCGUGUCCCCCAGUGCCGUGUCCCAGUGCCGUGUCCCCCAGUGCCGUGUCCCCCAGUGCCGUGACCCCCAGUGCCGUGUCCCCCAGUGCCGUGUCCCCCAGUGCCGUGUCCCCCAGUGCCGUGUCCCCCAGUGCCGUGACCCCCAGUGCCGUGUCCCCCAGUGCCGUGUCCCCCAGUGCCGUGUCCCCCAGUGCCGUGUCCCCCAGUGCCGUGUCCCCCAGUGCCGUGUCCCCCAGUGCCGUGCCCCCCAGUGCCGUGUCCCCCAGUGCCGUGUCCUCCAGUGCCGCGUCCCCCAGUGCCGUGUCCCCCAGUGCUGUGUCCCCCAUUGCCGUGUCCCAGUGCCGUGUCCCCCAGUGCCGUGUCCCAGUGCCAUGUCCCCCAGUGCCGUGUCCCAGUGCCGUGUCCCCCAGUGCCGUGUCCCAGUGCCGUGUCCCAGUGCCGUGUCCCCCAGUGCCGUGUCCCCCAGUGCCGUGUCCCAGUGCCGUGUCCCCCAGUGCCGUGUCCCCCAGUGCCGUGUCCCAGUGCCUCGUUAGAUUGUCAAGAGUGUAA